UAGAAAAUGGAACAUGCCCUGAUUCACCUAAUAGCGUUCCUCUUAAUUGGUCGAAUGUUGGUUAUGCCUCCAUGUUCAUUAUGAUUAAUGGAAUUGUUUCCAUGUCACUUGGUUUACACUUGGAAAAAUCUUUGUUCAUUAGCUCAGUCCGUUGCGUAGUACAGCUAACUAUUAUGGGUAUGAUUCUCGAGGAUGUCUUCAAAGCACGGCACCCUCUCAUUAUUAUGGCAAUGGUAAUCGUGCUUGUUUUACUCGGUGCAAAUGAAAUCGUGUUUAACAAGAAUAAAAGAAGACACGCAAGAAUGUUUUUAUCAGUUCUUGUGUCAUUAGCUAUAAGUACUAUAACAAUUGGCAUCAUCGGUUCGCGUUUUGCGCUGGCUCAAGAUCCCUUUUGGGAACCCCAGAUAUUUAUUCCAACAAUGGGAAUGCUGCUUGGAAAUAGCAUGUCAGCAAUAGCUGUUGGUAAUUCUUAUGCUUUAGAGCAAUUCAGUGGACAAAGAGAAAAAAUAGAAAUGUAUCUGGCGUUUGGUGCCUCUAGAUGGGAGGCUGGUCGCCCAGUCGCUAUGGAGGCAGUAAAGAUGGCUAUGUUACCAACUAUUAAUUCCAUGAGUAUAAUCGGGUUGAUAUCAAUUCCAGGCAUGAUGACUGGACAAAUAAUUGGCGGUGCACCUAUAUCGGAUGCUGUCAAAUAUCAACAAAUAAUUAUGUUUAUGAUUUCUUCCUCAACAGCGUUAAGUGUUUUAAUAUCGAUUUUUACAUGUGUAUUCACAUGUAUCGAUAAUCUACAUCGCUUACGUAUAGAGCGAAUAAUAACCACCAAACCUUGGAUCUAUGCAAAAAAGGAUGAACUGGUUGAUGGUGUCAAAAAUAUAUUUAUCGGAGUUAAAAAUUACAUAUUUUGUUGCUUCAUAAGAAAUACGUCUUCUAGUGAUGACAGUGAAGCUCAAGUCUUAUUAAAU
This is a messenger RNA of Acaulospora morrowiae, 959 nucleotides long. The record is from the annotation of a GenBank genome assembly. NCBI's taxonomy places the organism in Eukaryota, Fungi, Glomeromycota, Glomeromycetes, Diversisporales, Acaulosporaceae.